Molecule: messenger RNA, 690 nt
Organism: Ectocarpus siliculosus
Lineage: Eukaryota; Phaeophyceae; Ectocarpales; Ectocarpaceae
Source: the annotation of a GenBank genome assembly
AUGAUGGUCCAGCUGUCCGACGCCGUGGACGAGCUGGAGCAAUGGGACAGGGGGGUAGCCCUCGUAGUGCAUGGGAUGGGAGGAAACUUUUGCGCGGGGGCGGACCUGUCGCUCGCCAGGGAGCACCUGCGAACGGGCGCCGACGGCCGGUCCAUGUGCGCCCUCAUGUCCGACACGUUGACGCGUCUCAGGAGGUUGCCCCUCAUUAGCGUGGCUGCGAUCGACGGAGCGGCAAUUGGCGGGGGAGCAGAGCUCGCUACCUCUUGCGACUUCCGCGUAGCCGGGCCGGAGUCUAACAUUCGCUUUGUGCAGGUCAAGAUGGGAGUGAGCACGGGCUGGGGCGGCGGAGCUCGGUUGGUCGGGCUCGUCGGCCGGAGGGCCGCCCUGCGACUGCUGGCAUGGAGCCCGCCGCUAGCCGCCGACGAGGCAGCCGCUCUCGGCCUGGUUGACGCCGUCGCGGAGGAGGAAGGCGGAGCGCUCGCGGCGGCGCGAGAGUUCCUCGGCGGGGUCCUGACGCAAGACGCGCACGAAGCCGUGAGAGCUGUAAAAAGGGUGGUGGCGGCGGCUGACGUCCCCGUGUCGGAUCGGCUCCACCGUGCUGAGGCGGACGAAUUCUCGGCCCUCUGGGGCGGAGCGCACAACAGGAUGGCGCUGGAGCCGCCUUCAUCGCCCAGGCCACCAAGGAGCUGA